AAGUUUCCAAGUGGCCAACUUGACCAAUGGUUUGGCAAUCGAGAAGGGGAAGAAAGGUGCGGGCUAGUGGGUGGAUGGGGACAAAGAUCUAAGUCCCCUUCUUCCUGGGUGUAAGUGUAGGAGAAGGGUGGAGGUUCUGAGGAGCAAGAGGGACGGGGAAGGAAAAGGAGAGUGCUUCUCGGUCGGUUUUCACCUCCUGUCUUCAAACUCAGGGCGCUUUCCUUUCGGAAAGGAUACUGGAUUCAGGGCGCACAAGUGCGCGCUGUAGCCGCCCUCGAGUCGGCAGUUGGGUAGCCCCAGCGCGGAAGGAAGGGGAAGUUACCUUCCCCUCGGAAGAGGGCGCUGGCUCCCCCAUCCUGCCUUUAUAAUAAGGCCACCGAAGGAGAGGAAGCAGCCAGCUGCCGUCUGCGCUUUGCAAAGCAUGCAGUUAGGGGAGCAGCUCUUGGUGAGCUCAGUGAACCUGCCUGGCGCGCACUUCUAUUCGCUGGAGAGUGCGCGAGGCGGCGGCGGCAGGAGCGCGGGCCACCUCCCUGGCGCGGCCCCCUCGCCUCAGAGACUGGACUUAGACAAAGCGUCCAAGAAGUUCUCGGGCAGUCUCUCGUGCGAGGCGGGAAGCCGGGAGCCAGCAGCAGCCAGCGCGGGGGCCCCCGCAGCCAUGCUCAGUGACGCCGACGCCGGGGACGCCUUUGCCAGCGCUGCGGCAGUGGCCAAGCCUGGGCCCCCGGACGGCCGCAAGGGCUCCCCCUGCGGGGAGGAGGAGCUGCCCUCCGCCGCUGCCGCCGCCGCCGCCGCCGCCGCCGCUGCCGCCGCCACCGCACGCUACUCCAUGGACAGCCUGGGCUCGGAGCGCUAUUACCUCCAGUCCCCCGGGCCUCAAAGCUCUGAGCUGGCUGCGCCCUGCUCGCUCUUCCCGUACCAGGCGGCGGCUGGGGCGCCCCACGGAUCUGUGUACCCGGCUCCCAACGGGACGCGCUACCCCUACGGCUCCAUGCUGCCCCCCGGCGGCUUUCCCGCGGCUGUGUGCCCACCCGGGAGGGCGCAGUUCGGCCCGGGAGCCGGCGCGGGCAGUGGCGCUGGCGGCAGCAGCGGCGGGGGUGGCGGCCCCGGCACCUAUCAGUACAGCCAGGGGGCUCCGCUCUACGGCCCGUACCCUGGAGCGGCAGCGGCGGGAUCUUGCGGAGGAUUAGGAGGCUUAGGGGUUCCAGGUUCUGGCUUCCGCGCCCACGUCUACCUGUGCAACCGGCCUCUGUGGCUCAAAUUCCACCGCCACCAAACUGAGAUGAUCAUUACGAAACAGGGCAGGCGCAUGUUUCCUUUCUUGAGCUUCAACAUAAAUGGACUCAAUCCCACUGCCCACUACAAUGUGUUCGUAGAGGUGGUGCUGGCGGACCCCAACCACUGGCGCUUCCAAGGGGGAAAGUGGGUGACCUGCGGCAAAGCCGACAAUAACAUGCAGGGCAACAAAAUGUAUGUUCACCCAGAGUCUCCUAAUACUGGUUCCCACUGGAUGAGACAGGAGAUUUCCUUUGGGAAAUUAAAACUCACCAAUAACAAAGGCGCAAAUAACAACAACACCCAGAUGAUAGUCUUACAAUCUUUACACAAAUACCAACCACGACUGCACAUCGUUGAAGUUACAGAGGAUGGCGUGGAGGACUUGAAUGAGCCCUCGAAGACCCAGACCUUUACCUUCUCAGAAACACAGUUCAUUGCAGUGACUGCCUACCAAAACACUGAUAUUACUCAACUAAAGAUCGAUCAUAACCCCUUUGCAAAAGGCUUCAGGGACAACUAUGAUUCCAUGUACACCGCUUCAGAAAAUGACAGGUUAACUCCAUCUCCCACGGAUUCUCCUAGAUCCCAUCAGAUUGUCCCUGGAGGUCGGUACGGCGUUCAAUCCUUCUUCCCGGAGCCCUUUGUCAACACUUUACCUCAAGCCCGAUAUUAUAAUGGCGAGAGAACCGUGCCACAGACCAACGGCCUCCUUUCACCCCAACAGAGCGAAGAGGUGACCAACCCUCCCCAGCGGUGGCUUGUCACGCCUGUCCAGCAGCCUGGGACCAACAAACUAGACAUCGGUUCCUAUGAAUCUGAAUAUACUUCCAGCACCUUGCUCCCAUAUGGUAUUAAAUCCUUACCCCUCCAGACAUCCCAUGCCCUGGGGUAUUACCCUGACCCAACCUUUCCUGCAAUGGCAGGAUGGGGAGGUCGAGGUUCUUAUCAGAGAAAGAUGGCAACUGGACUACCAUGGACCUCCAGAACGAGCCCCCCUGUGUUCUCUGAAGAUCAGCUCUCCAAGGAGAAAGUCAAAGAGGAAAUUGGCUCUUCUUGGAUAGAGACACCCCCUUCCAUCAAGUCACUAGAUUCCAAUGAUUCAGGGGUAUACACCAGUGCUUGUAAGCGAAGGCGGCUGUCUCCCAGCACCUCCAGUAAUGAGAAUUCUCCCUCCAUAAAGUGUGAGGACAUGAAUGCUGAAGAGUACAGUAAAGACACCUCAAAAGGCAUGGGAGGGUAUUAUGCUUUUUAUACAACUCCCUAAAGAGUAUUUUAACCUCAUAAAAAUUAGCUAACUUUUUGCAGAUGGACCUGGUGGUGUUUUUUGUUGUCUUCUUUGCCUAGGUUGCCAAAAAGAUGUUUGCCUUCCACCUUGAUGCAUCCUGUUUUGUGCAAUUCUCUUAAAGAAGGUGCCAAAGCUUUUUGAUUGCUGCAGGUAACUGAAACAAACCUAGCAUUUUUUUCCUUUUUAAAUAAAAUUAAUGGAGGACUUUAAAGUGUUUUAAAAUUUGAAGGUUAUUCGAGGUUCUGGGAUUAUUUAUUGGAAACACUAAACAUUCAGAGAAAUAGCCUGUAAACAUUGAAUACCCAGUGCUAUCAAAUGAGUUAAAACGUUUGAUUCUCAUUUCUAGUCAUAAAUCUUUAAGCAAAUAGAAACUGAGUGUUAAGGUGCUUUUGCUUCUGGAAGAGAAGGGCUGGGCCUUAAGCUUCAGCAGGGGACUUUCUGCUGUUACAUUCUGCCAGGGGCAAAAGAUAUUAGGCCUGGGAAUCAAAAAAAAAAAAAAAAAAUUCUGUGAAAGUGCUGGUUUUACCUGAUUUUGAUUCCUCACAGGCUUUGGAACAAGCCAUGUUUGCCCGAGUCCAGGAUUGCCUCACUUGAGACUUGCUAGGCCUCUGCUGUGUGUUGGGGUGGCAGUAGAACUCAGGAGAGAGCAAGGGAGGAAGUCGCCAAAAAAAAAAGAGAGAAUUUAAAAGUGUACAGUUGUGUGUGUUUAGAUACACUGUAGAAUAAUGUGGAAUAUAUUGUACAAAUAGUCUACAUAAGUGUCUGAGAUAAUGUAAAAUCGGUGCUUUGGCUUUGUAAAGAAUUUGCAGAUCACCUAACAACAGCUGCAGGGGCAAGGGGAUAGUCUCAUCAUCCCCAUGAUGUUUGGGAAUAUUCUGUUUACUUCUUAGAUAGUUAAGAAUGUAUUCAGCUACUCUGUACUAACUUGAACUAUGUUUAAGGAAACCUCCUGUUCCAUCCUACUCCUUUGCCAUCCCCUCUCGCCAACUUGUUAAUGUGAAGAAACUAAAACCUAAUGCCACAGCUCCUAUAGGCUUUUUAGAGAUCUUGGAUUUUUAUGUACAGUCUUAGUCAUUUUUAAUAAAUGUGGUUAAUUAAGGGAA
This is a messenger RNA of Propithecus coquereli (Coquerel's sifaka), 3663 nucleotides long. RefSeq names its product eomesodermin (gene EOMES). Gene Ontology annotation, molecular function: RNA polymerase II cis-regulatory region sequence-specific DNA binding; DNA-binding transcription factor activity, RNA polymerase II-specific. Gene Ontology annotation, biological process: mesoderm formation; endodermal cell fate specification; regulation of transcription by RNA polymerase II. The transcript is spliced from 6 exons. Bases 422 to 2539 code for a protein of 705 amino acids. NCBI's taxonomy places the organism in Eukaryota, Metazoa, Chordata, Mammalia, Primates, Indriidae. The record is from RefSeq and is a predicted model, not a curated record. Gene Ontology annotation, cellular component: nucleus.